Molecule: messenger RNA, 1081 nt
Organism: Paramacrobiotus metropolitanus
Lineage: Eukaryota; Metazoa; Tardigrada; Eutardigrada; Parachela; Macrobiotidae
Exons: 2
Coding region: 134-772 (212 amino acids)
Source: RefSeq, a predicted model, not a curated record
GUUUUGUAGAAGUUAACGUGCGCUGCAUGACAGAACCAGAAACCCGUAAUCAGCGUUAGUUAUUGUCGCGCUUGCAAAUUAUCGUGGAAUUUUGUUUCUGAAUAUAUUCAGCAUAUUUUGCCGGCACAUUAAGAUGAUUGAUGAACCGAAUGUGUAUUACGAGCAGCUGCUGUCCGUCAUUCGACCGAAUCCGCUGUGUCCCAACGGCAAAAUCUUGUUGUGCAAAUGGUUGACGGGAGAUUUUAAGGACCGCUACACCGGAUUAUGGGGACCAGCACCGACGAAUGAUGAUCACAGUUUGCGACAGGCGCUUGUCCGACUCGCAGCAACGGCCAAUGGAACGUCUUCCUAUCCUAAAAUCCAAUCGGACAAACUUGAGCUGAUGGCCGUGCUGCGUUUCGAUGUACCUGUGGACAAUCUGGAAUACAUUUACGUGACUGAGUUGGGCCCGAGCGCUCUGAAUACGCCGGGAUCACGACACAAUUCCGAUUCUGACUCGCCACUGACCCCGACCGGCAAAGUGAGCAGCGUCAAUCCGUUCACCCAGAACGCCACGUUCAUCUGCGAAUGGUUCGAUCUGGAUAAAAUACCCUACGCGCAGAUGCCGGCCGACGAUUUAAUCUGGUACGCGAAAGUCUUGGACGGAAAACGCGUGGAAGGAUCGUUCAGUUUUGCCGGCGAGCCGAAAUACACCGUCAAAAACUUUGUCCUCAACGAGGUGAAACAUCUCGUGGAACCUGGAGACAUAAUCGCUCCAGCUGCCUACGACUAGCGAAACUAGUAUAAUAGCUAACAUCGUCAUAAAUUUAUUAUCAUUUUGGAACUUAUGGCGACACUACGUACCUGUCCAUUGCACGGCUUUGGCGGUCAGUAAAUGCACAAAGAUUGCUCAUUUUCCUACAUUUGCUACUUCGUAUUUAACUUUCAUUGAUUUAAUGAUUUUUCUAUGGAUUAAAUCAUUGUUGUGAAUUUCUCACAAUCGGUUUCAGACUUUCAGUAAACCAUUUAGUUGCAUACUUUCGAGUUAAUUGUGGCAUUUCGUGUGCACCAUCCAUUUGGUUGAUUAAAGCUCGAUUAUUGA